This is a messenger RNA of Closterium sp. NIES-67, 1550 nucleotides long. NCBI's taxonomy places the organism in Eukaryota, Viridiplantae, Streptophyta, Zygnematophyceae, Desmidiales, Closteriaceae. The record is from the annotation of a GenBank genome assembly.
AGCACAGCAAGGCAAUUUCCCGCGCAAUUCCCGAUCUGUCAAAUCUCCCUUUUCCUGACGCGGCAUGUCAGAAUCUCCGCAACAACCGCUGUGAACAUAUUUCGCGCCUAUGCCUGCAAUUAACUACGAUGACCCGGAGAUCCAGCCUCCCCAACAAUCCCGCUCCUCCACCCACGUUCGUGCGAGCAGAAUAGCGGAAGACUUGGCGGGAAAUGCGGGGACGUGCGGGGAAGAGCAGCCACUAGCAGGCAGAGAAGGAGGGGGGAAAGUGGGGGAGACGGCGGAAUGGGCGGAGACGGGGAAAUUGGGGGAACGAGCGGAACGAGGAGGAAUGGGGGAGCAGGUUGAACGGGUGGCCGGGGGGAAUAGCGCAGGAUCGCCAAUAGUCAGGGGAGCGCGCAGAGAAAGGGGAACGGGCGGGGGAAGGAAGAGGCGGAAGCGGAUUGCAGUUGCGCGCACAGCUCUUGGAUGCGCGUUCGGGUUGCUGGCGCUUCUGGGCGUUGCGCUCAUGGGGCGGAGCAGGGGAGGCGGCGGAAGUUCUGCUUCUUGGCGCGCAGCCGAACCGCUGCUGAUUCACCCCCCACUGGAGCCCUCCCCUCUGCUGCCGGGUUUGGCAAGCUUUGCACCAGAGAUCGAUAUGGUUAAAGUGGAAAGAGUGCGAAGAGAAAACACCUACGUCCCGCCAGUGGUUCAGCGCGUCUUUAUCGACAUAUCGGGAGCCACCAUGACAUUCAAGGAUAACGUACAGGCCCCGAACCCCAUCCAUGCAUUGCCCCCAGAAGAGCAGCAGCUGCUCCUGAGACUGGCGGAACUGGCGGAGGGGGAUGAGGGGGACGGGGAGAGGGGGGAUGGGGGGGAUGGGGAGAGGGGGGAUGGGGGGGAUGGGGAGAGGGGGGAUGGAGAAGGGAAGGGGGAAGAAGGGGAGGGGGAUAGGGGGGAGGAAGGUGGGGAGAGGGGGGAGAGGGAAGUCGUUGUAGAUAGGGAGAAGGGGGGGAAGGCAGAGGAAGAAGAGGAGGGCAAGGGGAAGGAGGUGGGAAGGAUAGAGGAGCGGGAUGAUGCGAAGGGGAAGGGGGAAAAGGGGAACGGGGAAGAGGGAAAGGAGGGAGAAGAAAGAGGAGAGACAUGAGUUGUAGUAAGGGCUGAAGACCAUGGCACGGACGAGAAGGGAGAUGAGAGACAAAAAGUUGAGGAGGAUGAGGAAGAAGGCUAGGGACCAAUCGUUACAAACCCCUUUUGGGACAAUGAUGCAGUUGGGUGAGGGGGGGGGGGGGGGGGGGAGGGGGGGGGAGGGGAAGGGGGAAGAGGGGGGGAUGGAGUAUCUACAAUAAGUCGUAACCAUGGUAGUGGCGACGAAGCUAGAGCUAUGCAAACGUGGUAUUACUGGGUGGCUGGUUGGUCGGGAGGGGAGGACGGGGGUUUGCAAAAGGUGAGGGAUGCAUGUACAUAAACAUAGUUGAAAUAGUAUAUUUGCAGCAUUUCGAUGACAACAAGAAUAACUGUACAGUACGACUUCAAAAUGAUGUCAUUAUCAAGAAACUAGUUGAAAGCCC